AUGGCAUUUGCGGGCCUUAAAAAGCAAAUUAAUAAAGCGAAUCAGUAUGUUACUGAAAAAAUGGGAGGUGCUGAAGGCACCAAACUGGAUUUAGAUUUCAUGGAGAUGGAGCGUAAAACGGAUGUCACAGUGGAGUUGGUUGAAGAGUUGCAAACCAAGACCAAAGAGUACUUGCAACCGAACCCGACAGCUAGAGCAAAGAUGGCAGCCGUCAAAGGUAUUUCUAAAUUAUCAGGUCAGGCUAAAAGUAAUACUUAUCCACAACCAGAAGGUAUAUUGGCUGACUGUAUGCUGACUUACGGUAAAAAGCUGGGUGAGGAUAGUAUUUUCGCAUCAGCUCUGGUCGAAAUGGGUGAUUCGCUCAAGCAGAUGGCAGAUGUGAAGUAUUCGCUUGAUGAUAACAUCAAACAGAACUUCCUCGAACCGCUCCAUCAGUUACAGACGAAGGAUCUUAAGGAAGUUAUGCAUCAUCGUAAAAAGUUGCAAGGAAGACGUCUUGAUUUCGAUUGCAAGAAACGGCGACAAGCCAAAGAUGACGAAAUUAGGAGCGCCGAGGAAAAAUUUGCCGAAUCGCUACAGCUCGCACAGGUUGGAAUGUACAAUCUGCUGGAGAAUGAUGUCGAGCAAGUCUCACAGUUGGUCACAUUUGCCGAAGGAAUGCUUGACUAUCAUUCGCAAUGCUCCGAAAUACUAAAAGUGCUAGUAGAGACACUUAACGAAAAACGUGAAGAAGCUGCAGAAAGGCCAAAGUCGGAGUUUGUCCCCAAAACGCUUGCCGAUCUAAACAUCGAAAUGCUCGGUUCACAGGACGGAAUGAACGGCGGUUCAUCAUCACAUCUCAGUUCGCCGGUCAAUAAACCGACACAUCUGGAACUUUUGGGUAACGGUCAAGCACAGGCGCGUUCUACUAAUGCAUCGCCAUUGCCAUCGCCGAUGCGUUCUCCCGCAAGAACACCGAUGCCAACCAAACCAUCACAACCAUGCUGUACAGCGUUGUACGACUUCGAGCCAGAAAAUCCUGGCGAAUUGGGAUUCAAGGAAAAUGAUGUCAUUACUUUAAUCCAGCGCGUAGAUGAAAACUGGUUCGAAGGCAGUUUGAAUGGAAGAAAUGGAUACUUCCCUCAGUCGUAUGUACAGGUCACCGUACCACUGCCUAGCAAUUAAACGACAUCUAGCAGUGUGUACAUGCUGUCUUUACUCAAAAAUUAGCAAGUAAUACUUAUU
Anopheles nili is the source of this 1224-nucleotide messenger RNA. RefSeq names its product endophilin-A (gene EndoA). The transcript has 11 exons. Gene Ontology annotation, cellular component: presynapse; glutamatergic synapse; cytoplasm. Lineage: Eukaryota; Metazoa; Arthropoda; Insecta; Diptera; Culicidae. Bases 1 to 1164 code for a protein of 387 amino acids. Gene Ontology annotation, molecular function: protein binding. The record is from RefSeq and is a predicted model, not a curated record. Gene Ontology annotation, biological process: synaptic vesicle uncoating.